UCUCGCCAGUGUUCAUUUGCAAGACAUUAACUUCCUCGAUCAAAAUAACAGGUCAGCUGAUGAUCACGUGACCGUCACAUGACCAGCACAUUAGGACACGAGCGUCGGUGCUGUUUUUCCAGAUAUCGGGAUACAGGAGCGCGAAAAACAAUGCGGACUGCUGUUUUCUUCCUGAGCUUUAUUUGGCUCGUCAGUGGGGAGCUGCUUGAGGCCGACCAAGAUGCUUCGGUGCCUGAGGACUGGAUUCUAGUUGAACGGGUUGGACCUUUGGAGGAAGUAAAACUUAUAUUUGCUUUAAAGCAGCAGAAUGUUAACCAGAUGACAGAGUUACUGAAACUAGUGUCGGACCCUGAUUCACAUCAAUAUGGGAAGUACUUGAGUUUGGAAGAAGUGGCCGCUCUUGUGCAGCCGUCUCAGCUGACAGAGAAAGUAGUGCAGAAUUGGCUCCAGAGUCAUGGGGUCAAAAACUGUCACACAGUUGUAACACGGGACUUUCUUCAAUGUGUCAUGACUGUGCAGGUUGCUGAAGCAUUGCUCCCUGGCGCUAAAUUUCACCGCUACAGGAGAGAUUCGCACACUGUGUUGAGGUCAACAUCUCUAUACUCCGUUCAUGAAGAUGUGUACCAGCAUCUAGACUUCGUGGGCGGUGUUCACCGUUUCCCACAAAAAGGAAAGGAUAUCAGUAAAGGCUGGGAAGGAGCAAGACAGUCAGCAUUAGGCUAUCACUUGGGUGUCACCCCCUCAGUCAUUAGGCAUCGCUACAACCUUACAGCAAAAGAUGUGGGCACUGCCACUAACAACAGUCAGGCAGUGGCACAGUUCUUGGAGCAGUAUUACCACCCUGCUGACCUGGCUGAGUUUAUGAGUCUGUUUGCUGGAGGAUUCACGCACAUGUCUGCUGUAGAGCGGGUCGUGGGCAAGCAGGGCGGUGGGAAAGCUGGCAUUGAGGCCAGUCUGGAUGUGGAGUACAUCAUGAGCAGUGGAGCAAACAUUUCUACGUGGGUCUUCACGAAUCCAGGUCGUCAUGAGUCUCAGGAGCCGUUCCUUCAGUGGAUGCUGCUGCUCAGCAACAUGUCUGCAGUGCCUUGGGUCCACACGAUCAGCUAUGGAGAUGACGAGGACAGCCUUUCUGAUGCAUACAUGAACCGCAUCAACACGGAGUUCAUGAAAGCUGGCCUCAGAGGAAUUUCCAUGCUUUUUGCUUCCGGUGACAGUGGAGCAGGCUGCAGACACUUGACCAAGGAAAGAAAUACUUUUAGACCAAGUUUUCCUGCGUCCAGUCCUUAUGUGACCACAGUGGGUGGGACUUCUUUCAAGAACCCCUUCCAACUCACCUACGAGGUCACAGACUACAUCAGUGGAGGUGGCUUCAGCAAUGUGUUUGCGAUGCCAGAUUAUCAGGUUGGUGCUGUUCAAGCAUAUCUGAAGAGCGCUCAGCCUCUACCUCCUCAAACAUAUUUCAACAUCACUGGAAGAGCCUAUCCAGAUCUAGCUGCGCUCUCUGACAACUACUGGGUUGUUACCAACCGUGUGCCCGUACCAUGGGUUUCUGGAACUUCAGCAUCGACUCCAGUAGUGGGUGGAAUUCUAUCCCUUAUAAAUGACCAGCGCUUUCUGAAGGGUCUUCCCUCAUUAGGAUUCAUCAACCCUCGCCUUUACAAGCUGCAAGGCAAAGGUCUUUAUGAUGUAACGGAGGGAUGUCACUUGAGUUGUCUGGAUGAUAAAGUUGAAGGGAAGGGUUUCUGCGCCUCUCCUUCAUGGGAUCCUGUAACGGGAUGGGGGACACCAGAUUAUCCUGCUCUUCUUAAAGCACUUAUGGACUGAGCUGCUGGCUGCUUGUUUAGUCAAAUUGCAAUAGAAAUAUCCACCCUUUGCACAUUUUUUUUUUUUGAGAAAUGUAUUAGUUUUUCAUGACAAUGCUUUGUGUAAUCAUAUCAACAUAUCAUAUGUGUCAAUCAUCUAAGAAUCACCUUCAAAAAAAUAAUGUGCUUUCAGUGUAAGCCGAACCUUUGAUGACUAGUUGAUUUACCCUCCCUGUCCAACAGGUCAGACCACUUCAGUUCAUUCAGAUGAGCUUGAUUUGUCCCAGAGUAAAGGAUUGGAGGUUUCAGUGUGUAGACCACAACCGUAUGUUCAACAAACUUUGCUUUAAACAAAACAGUGCGACACAGAAUCUACGGAAUAGUGCAAUAUUCCCUAAUAAUAAAUUUUGGUUCCUUUUUAAAACAAUUAAAAAUGUAUAUUUUAUUCAUAAACAUGUAGCAUUUACCGAAACCAGCCUAAUUACUGAACAUACUUGAGGGCUGCAUAAACCAAUGGCCUGUUUUUGACAUUUUUAACGGGUUGAUUUCAAAGACUUUGUGAGGAGAUCCUCAGGGAAUUAAAUAUUGAAUGGAUUUGUUUGUUCUGGAACUAUUUGUUGGAAAGAUUGAGAAUGUUUUUCUACUAAACGUCAGGUGUACUUAAUGUUGUUCGAGCAACUGGUCCAACUUGUUUUUUUUUUUAAAAGAUGCCUUGCCUUCAGGAUAUUUUUAAGGCUGAUGUUUGAUUUCUUUGCUUGAAAAAUACAAAUGAAAAUUUUUAUUUUGAAAUAAAUGCCUUUGUGUGAUUACA
Molecule: messenger RNA, 2613 nt
Organism: Puntigrus tetrazona (Sumatra barb)
Lineage: Eukaryota; Metazoa; Chordata; Actinopteri; Cypriniformes; Cyprinidae
Gene: tpp1
Product: tripeptidyl peptidase I
Exons: 13
Coding region: 79-1824 (581 amino acids)
Biological process (GO): proteolysis; central nervous system development
Molecular function (GO): tripeptidyl-peptidase activity; serine-type endopeptidase activity
Source: RefSeq, a predicted model, not a curated record